Patiria miniata (bat star) is the source of this 1352-nucleotide messenger RNA. Its product is annotated as probable pyruvate dehydrogenase E1 component subunit alpha, mitochondrial. Gene Ontology annotation, cellular component: intracellular membrane-bounded organelle. NCBI's taxonomy places the organism in Eukaryota, Metazoa, Echinodermata, Asteroidea, Valvatida, Asterinidae. Gene Ontology annotation, biological process: pyruvate decarboxylation to acetyl-CoA. Gene Ontology annotation, molecular function: pyruvate dehydrogenase (acetyl-transferring) activity. The transcript is spliced from 9 exons. Bases 116 to 1294 code for a protein of 392 amino acids. The record is from RefSeq and is a predicted model, not a curated record.
UUAUCUAGGUCAAAGGUGAUCAACAGCUGACGGACCGAUCGCCGACUAGACUGAGUAACGAAACUGCGGUUUUGGCCGUGAAAGAAGAGGCAGAUUGUCCACAUUUUUCAGCACCAUGUUCUCACUAGUGUGUCGGAGGUUCGGCGCCAUUUCUCGAAACUCACAUAGGGUUUUGCCAGCAGCUGCCAGACGUCAGUACACCAAUGAACAAACUGAAGCAUCCUUCUCGGUUUUGGACUACAAACUUCACAAGCUUGAGUCUGGUCCCUCAGCUAAUGUGACCGUUACCAGAGACGAUGCACUGAAGUUGUACAGACAGAUGCAGGUUAUCAGACGGAUGGAGACGGCCGCUGGCAACCUGUAUAAAUCGAAGGCAGUCCGGGGAUUCUGUCAUCUCUACUCUGGCCAGGAAGCAUGUGCUGUUGGCAUCAAGGCAGCUAUGAGGGAAGGCGAUGCGUUGAUUACAGCCUACAGAGCCCACGGCUGGGCACACCUAAUGGGACUGUCGGUAGCCGAAAUACUCACUGAGUUAACAGGUCGCCGGACAGGGUGUGCCAAGGGUAAAGGAGGCUCAAUGCACAUGUACACAAAGAACUUCUACGGGGGAAACGGUAUUGUUGGAGCCCAGGUUCCCCUUGGAGCAGGCGUAGCCACCGCCCUGAAGUACUCCGGCUCUGACAACCUCUGUGUCGCGCUGUACGGCGACGGCGCGGCCAACCAGGGUCAGAUCUUUGAAGCCUACAACAUUGCCAAACUCUGGGAACUGCCUUGCGUGUUUGUCUGCGAGAAUAACAAGUACGGUAUGGGCACAGCGGUGGAGAGAGCAUCCGCUUCGACUGACUACUACGCACGCGGGGAUUACGUGCCCGGAAUCUGGGUUGAUGGAAUGGACGUUCUCGCGGUCAGAGAGGCCACACAAUUUGCAGCCGACUACUGCAGAUCGGGCAAGGGACCCCUGGUGAUGGAGGUCGAGACCUACCGCUACAGCGGCCACAGCAUGAGUGAUCCGGGUACCAGCUAUCGUACCAGGGAUGAGGUGCAGGAGAUCAGGCAACAGAGGGACCCCAUCACCAACUUCCGAGAUCGGAUGACGACUAGCGGGCUGGCCACUGCCCAGGAACUCAAGGAAGUGGACCUAGGCGUGAGAGCAGAAAUCGACGAGGGCGUCGAAAGAGCCAAGAACGAAGCGGAGUUGCCGGCGUCGGAGGCCUUCACCGACAUCUACAGCAACACGGCUCCCUUCAUGGUCAGAGGGUGCGAUCCCUUCACGACCCACCCAUCACACACUCACUAAGCACCGGUGUCGAAGUCGAGUCCAUAACAAGUCCAUCACAAGACCAUCACAAGACCAC